Gymnodraco acuticeps is the source of this 2960-nucleotide messenger RNA. RefSeq names its product fibroblast activation protein, alpha (gene fap). The transcript has 26 exons. The record is from RefSeq and is a predicted model, not a curated record. Gene Ontology annotation, molecular function: serine-type endopeptidase activity; dipeptidyl-peptidase activity. Gene Ontology annotation, biological process: proteolysis. NCBI's taxonomy places the organism in Eukaryota, Metazoa, Chordata, Actinopteri, Perciformes, Bathydraconidae. The coding region runs from base 380 to 2620 and encodes 746 amino acids.
UUUCCCAGGUGGUAGCUACAUCUGUAGCUAUAGCUACUCCUGCUUUCUCAGAUUUGUGGAGGGAAUGACUUGCGCCCUUGAUGAAAAAGCGACUUCUUAAAUAACAGCAAGUUGUGCGCUCUUGGAAAGUUGUGCAGGCUGCAGACUUCAGGGAGGCAUCUCUGCUGUCGGACUCCUCUCAGGAAUGCAGCGGGAAGUGUGAGGAGUAGGAAGGAGCUCACUUUUCUCAUGUUACCAAAUGUAGUGUAAAGCCAUUGUUUCGGGCGUUUGGCUGUGAGAGUAUGUUGACCGGGCUGCUUUUCCAAGACUUUAAACUUCACACCAUCGACCUUCAAGGAUUAUUAAAGACUGAGAGCUUCGCGGCGACCACUUCUGCAUCAUGGGCUGCAACAAGAUGCUGUGGGCUGUGGUGGGGGCUGCUGUCGUCAUCACGUUAAUAACGAUCCCAGCAGUUUAUUUCAGCAAAUCUGACGGAGCCAAAAAGCCCUUCUCCUUUGACGAUUACUUCAACGACACCAUUAGGUGGAAAUCCUACAAUUUGUAUUGGAUAUCAGACAAGGAAUAUCUGCAUAAAACAAGAGAUGGGAAUAUCUUUCUCCAUAAUGCUGAAACAAAUACGGAGUCCAUUUAUUUGAGCAAUUCAACCUUUACUCAAGUGGAUGCCACAGAUUACAUGUUGUCGGGUGAUUAUAAAUACAUCGCUUUUGAAAGCAAUUUCACAAAGAAAUGGAGACAUUCAUACACAGCGUCUUACUCCAUCUAUAACAGGGAGAGUUCGACAUUUGUUACACCUGUCAAUCAUCCAACUAUUGUGCAGUUCUUUGCCUUCGCCCCAACAGGCAACAAAUAUGCCUACGUGUCAGACUAUAAUGUUUUUUUCAAAUCCAACAUCACUGCUGAAGUUGUACAAGUCACGAACAAUGGGAAAAAUAAUGAGAUCCUGAAUGGUGUCCCUGACUGGGUAUAUGAGGAGGAAGUGUUUGCAUCAAACGGGGCAUUAUGGUGGUCAUCAACUGGAAAAUUCUUGGCAUAUGCAGAGUUCAAUGAUACAGAUGUUCACAAAGUGGAGUUCUCGUGGUAUGGGGCUGCGCAGUAUCCUGAAACAGUGGCUUUCCCAUACCCGAAGGCUGGCUCUCCCCUUACCAAGGUGAAAUUGUUUGUGGUUGAUGCCACAAAUCCAUCCAUCCGCUCGCAGGUGGUUGCCCCCGCUUCUGUAUCUUCUGGUGAUCACAUGUUGUGCUCAGUGACCUGGGUUACAGACGAGCGCGUGGCUGUGCAGUGGGUCACAAGGAAACAGAAUUACGUGGUUGUACAGAUCUAUGACUUUGAUGGAAGCAGCUGGCAAGAAAAACAGAAAUUUGAGCAAACAAGCAAGACAGGAUGGGUCGGCCGUUACAUGCCCUCACCACUUUUCUUUGCUGAUGAUAAAAUCAGUUUCUACAAAGUGAUGAGUGACGCUCAGGGCUACAAACAUAUUCAUUUUGUGAAAGAUGGCAAAGCGACACCUAUUACCUCUGGAAAGUGGGAAGUCAUCUACAUAUCCAAAUUAACGAAAGAUGCCAUUUAUUUUAUUAGUAAUCAGAACCAAGGAAUACCUGUGAAGAGAGAUGUGUACAAGGUGUUGAUUGGAGGCAGCCCUUCUACUCCUCAGUGUCUCUCAUGCAGCCUGCAUAAGGACAGGUGUCAGUACAACUCUGCUUACUUCAGCUUUGACGCCUCUUUCUACCGACUAGACUGCUACGGACCUGGGUUGCCCCUCUACUCGCUGGUGGACAACAGGGGCUCCGGUGCAGAGCUCUCUGUUCUUGAGGAGAAUAAGGGACUGGAAAAUAUUCUGUCAGAAUUCCAAAUGCCAACAAUGAAGUAUGGCACGCUGAAGAUUGCGGGAUAUGAUCUUUGGUAUCAAAUGAUGUUACCACCAAAUUUCAAGAAGUCUAAAAAAUAUCCUCUUCUCAUUGAUGUGUAUGGGGGGCCCUGUAGUCAGGGGGUGGACUAUCGCUUCAAGCUGAACUGGGGCACGUACCUCUCCAGCUCACACGGCAUCAUCGUCGCCAGCUUUGAUGGAAGGGGAAGCGGUUACCAAGGAGACGAAAUAAUGCAUUCAAUCUACAAGCGCCUUGGGACGUACGAAGUGGAGGAUCAGAUAUCAGCUGUGAGGAAAUUCAUCGACAUGGGUUUUAUUGACAAACAGAGAAUAGCAAUAUGGGGCUGGUCCUAUGGUGGUUACGUCACCUCAAUGGCCUUGGGUGCUGGAACUGGACUCUUCAAGUGUGGAAUAGCAGUUGCCCCCGUGGCAAAGUGGGAAUAUUAUGAUGCAGUGUACACUGAACGCUACAUGGGGAUGCCUGCAGAUAAUUCAGACUCCUAUAAAAAUUCUGCAGUGACAGCUAGAGCAAAGAACUUCAAAACUGUAGAUUAUCUUCUGGUUCAUGGCACAGCAGAUGAUAAUGUCCAUUUCCAGCAGGCAGCACAGAUCUCCAAAGCUCUGGUGGAGGAGGAAGUGGACUUUGAGGCGAUGUGGUACACUAACAAGGACCAUGGACUUAGAGGAUCAGCCCACCAUCAUACAUAUAACCUCAUGAGCCACUUCCUGCAGAAAUGCCUUGUUAAGCCCAAAUAAAUGUGAAAAAUGUGACAACAUUUACAGUAUGGUGACAAGACUUUCGUAUUUCUAAUGUUUUUUUAUUUUAUUGUAUUAAUAUUCUGAAAUGUCAGGUCAAACUAUGUACAUUUGUUUUUUGUAUGUGCAAUGGAUGUUUGAUUGCUCAUACAUGAGCAUUCGUAUUUUAUGUGGACUUAGGGAACAUUUUUCUGAAUAUCUGAUAUUAUAAACAUUGCUAAAGCCUUUGCAUGCGUUCAUGGUUGAAAUUAGCCUUUUUUUAUGUGAAUAUGAUGUCAUUCAAUAUAUUUGUUUAAAUGUGCAUUCAUGUUCUGUUGAAUAAACAUUGUUUUAUAUAACA